AUGGAUAAUUGGAUCGUGCGGCGCAAACACUGGAUCUCCGGCCUGUUUGAGCUGUUACUGCCUAUAAUAAUGGGCGCCGCGAUCGCCGGUGCGUUCGUCAAUAGCAACUCAUUGGACAAAAACAGCUCGAGCGGGUCCGGUGGCGGCACCGGGUGGCAGCCGCCCACCUAUUACAAGCCGUCCGACCCGUACAACAUGAGCAAUUUGCUACACAGCAAGUGGAGCAUGCAACUUAGCAUAUACUAUUCGCCCAAUACCAGCGUGGUGACCAACAAAAUAAUGAGCAAGUUCGUUGAGCGAUAUAACUUUACGGACGAUGACCAUGUUCGGGGCACGAUCGGCAAGUUUGGCAGUUUCGCUACGGAGGCCGAGCUCGAGCAUCAUCUAUACGUGAGCUCCGGGUCGCGGGCUAUAGGGUUGGUGUUUAUGGACAUCGAUAGCGACCCGAAUGCAUUAAAACUCAAGAUACGUCCCACCGGUUACCCCAUGGUCGAUUUGGUCGGUUUGAAGCAUCCGAAUGAAAAUAAUGGCCCGUCGAGGUAUGAUAAUGGCCAAGAGUACGAAGAUGAAUUCAGCCGCGUCCAGGUGGCCGUGUACGAGCUGUACGCCGACUAUCUGGCCAAUCGGGCCGAUGAUGAUCAACCCUCGGCCACAGGCGUGACCGGUGUGCACAUUCAACGGCUACCCUAUCCCGAGUUAGGUAAGGGUAGGCACAGGCAUAAAGUGGUAGUUAAAGGGCAUGGGGUGGGCAGUAACAGUGGAAUGAACGCAUUGGAAAUGCUGGGAGUGAUAUAUAUCUUCUGCGUUGGCUUCGGUGGCCUACCGUUUGUUGUCUAUAGCAACCCAUUUAUGCUGUUAAUCGCCCUGGUGCUAUUUAAUAUAACCACCAUAUUAAGUUGUAUGCUAUUAACCACCGUGUUCAAUCGCCCGGUGAUCGGUGUAGUGGUCAGUGUUGUGUUGUUUGAGAUCUCGCAUACGUUGCCAAUGGGUUUAUUGAGUAGAAUGUUUAACCAGGACAUGGAUGUCGAGGGCACCACCGGUUGGCGUAUAUUAACCUGUUUUCUGCCCAACUCAGGCAUGCAAUGGUAUUUCUCAGUUAUGGGCGAAUGGGAAACCCGUGGUCAGGCACUGUCCUGGGAUAAUAUGUGGUCGGAUGCGCCCAAAUAUGGUCAUUUUAGCGGCGGUUUAGUCCUAUUACUGCAAUUAAUGUCUAUAUUUUUCUACGCCUUGCUCAUAUGGUACGUGGACAAUGUAUGGCCAUGGCAGUUUGGCAUACCUAAACCUGUGUACUAUCCGUUUUUGCCCUCGUAUUGGUUUCCAAACCAGAGUAAAAUUAUGGGCGAAUGGGAAACCCGUGGUCAGGCACUGUCCUGGGAUAAUAUGUGGUCGGAUGCGCCCAAAUAUGGUCAUUUUAGCGGCGGUUUAGUCCUAUUACUGCAAUUAAUUUCUAUAUUUUUCUACGCCUUGCUCAUAUGGUACGUGGACAAUGUAUGGCCAUGGCAGUUUGGCAUACCUAAGCCCGUUUACUAUCCAUUUUUGCCCUCGUAUUGGUUCCCAAACCAGAGUAAAAGUCAGGAAAUUUAUUCAUCAAAAGACAAUGAAAAUAGAAAUGUAAAGCACUUUGAAAGAGAGCCAUUGAAUACAAAGGUUGGCAUAAAGUGUGAGAAAUUGCAUAAAAUGUUUGGCAAUAAGACGGCUGUCGGCGAUAUGUCUCUCAACAUAUAUGGCGGACAAAUAACUGUACUGUUGGGCCAUAACGGCGCCGGAAAGACCACUACAAUGAAUAUGAUUACCGGUAUAUUCCCGCCCACUUCGGGCACAGCAUAUAUCAGUGGAUAUGAUAUCAGACAACAGACUCGGAGGGCUCGCAAAAGCCUGGGUUUGUGUCCACAGGAAAACAUUUUGUACAGUGAGUUGGAUGUGAGCCAACACUUGAAACUAUACGCUAUACUGAAAAGCCAUCCCUGGGCUGAUGUGGACAAUGAAGUGCAAAAAAUCACAGCUUUGGUUGACUUAACAGAUAAGGCAAACACUAUGUCUACAGAUCUGUCCGGUGGUAUGAAACGUAAGCUAUCACUCGGUAUUGCAUUAAUAGGCAAUACAGAGAUCCUAAUACUGGAUGAGCCGACCUCUGGUAUGGAUCCGGAGGCGCGAAGACAUAUGUGGGAUGUCUUACAAAAUAUCAGAUCCGAAAGGACUAUAUUAUUGACCACUCAUUACAUGGAAGAGGCGGAUGCUUUGGCCGAUAGGAUCGCUAUUAUGAGUGAAGGAGAAGUGAAAUGCUGUGGAAGUCCUAUGUUUUUGAAGAAAGCAUUCGGCGCCGGAUAUCACCUCCGGAUCGCUAAGAACCGGGAGUUUAACAGCCAAUCGGUGCUCAAUAUUAUACGCAAAACAAUGCCAAACGCGGACAUAAAAAGUGAGAUCAACUCAGAGAUCAUAUACUCGUUGGAAGACAGCGACGAACGCGAGAGGAAUGACACCCAAAACGAAACCAAUGGUCAACUGAUCCAACUCUUCACGCAUUUAGAGGCCAGAAAAUACGAGUUAAACAUUGAAACCUAUGGCCUGACUGUCACCACAAUGGAGGACGUCUUCCUCCGAGUGGGCAAUGAAUAUAUGGACAACUCUUCUGCCGAUGAGAUGAGUAAAGCGUCCACUAAUUCACUGCAAGACGCGGACUUAUUGUCGCAUAAUAUCCGUCGAAAUACUGGUAAUAAACUAAAGGCACAACAGUUUUGGGCGCUUUUGCUGAAGCGUUUCCACUACGCGAAGAGGUAUUGGCCAAUGAUUGUCCUCCAGACAGUACUUCCGGCCAUACUAUUCAUGUGUAUCCUAUUGUUGGAUCAGUCGCUGAAGAAGUCAACGGUACAGACGUCUACCAAAAACCUUGAGUUAAACUUGAAGUCAGUCUACGGCCAGACCGAGGGUUUCAUACAGUCGUCGAGUGCGGCGUUUAAGCCGUUGACCGAUAAAUACAUUCAAGUGUCCAAAACUCAGGACAUGACCGCAACAGAGAUCACAGAAAACCCCAAUACUUGGGCCCUAUCUGGCAAUAGAGGUGACGAUAUCAGCAAAUAUAUCAACACUUAUUUAGUCGGCGCUCAGAUCAACGACACGGCCGACGACACCACGAAUACCGGUGAACCCGAGCUAAUAUUGAAGCCCUGGUAUAAUCAGGAGGCCAUACACUCACUCCCGGUGUCCAUCAAUUUCCUAUACGAAACACUAUUGAAACAGAAAUUCAAUAAUAAAAAACCAUCGAUCACACUAUACAACCAUCCGGUAUUAUAUGAUCAAAGCGGAAAUAAGAUGACCAUGAUUAGUGUGACUAUGAUGGUCACGUGUCUACUGCUGGUGCCCCUAACGGUGCCAUUUAUCGGCGCCUCGUAUGCAUUGUUCCCAAUCCAUGAGCGCAUCACUCAAUCAAAACUAUUGCAGUUAAUGAAUGGCAUAUCUGUUCACACGUUUUGGGCGGCGAGUUAUCUCUUUGAUAUCAUUAACCACUUGUUGGCCAGUAUUAUACUCUUCAUUGUAUUUGCCAUUUUUGAUUUCGAUAAAAUCUUCAUGGGCAAUGCGAGCAACGCGGGCGGACUAUUCAUAUUAUUCCUGGCGUUUGGUCUGUCGGCCAUACCGUUAGCCUAUCUGUUCUCACUUCGACUCAAACAGCCCUCAACUGGUUAUGCAGUUCUGGUCGUCGUAUACCUGCUCUCAGGUAUCGCUCUCUCAUUGAUUGUGUUCUUUGUGUCAAUGCAAGCGCCGAAAGCGGCCGACGCUCUCGAAGGUGUGGCCAAUAUUAUGCCCGUCUAUGCCAUGAGUCACGGCAUACAGAAGCUGUACAAACUGGGCUCAUACGGUGACGCGUGUGGCAAAUUGACCAGGGAGUUUUUGGCCCGACGUUGUGAUGAUAAUCAAAAAAUUAGCGGCGAUAAUGACGAGUAUUGGGGCUGUUGUAGGACUCUAUGCGAACCCACACAUGAGUGUUACGAUCAGCGCAAUGCUUUUCAAUGGGGCAAACAUGGUAUUGUCACCGAAUUGGUGUACUUGAUUGUGACAGCAGUUAUAUAUACGGCUCUCCUAUCGCUAAUUGAAGGCAAUUUUCAACGAUUAAAAUACAUGUUUAAUAAGAACUCAAAGACAACGGCUGUGGUUAACAACGGGUACAGCACUGGACAGCAAAGUGUUGUGUUGAAUGUGGGCAACAAUGGCUAUGGUAUGCCAUUCGCAGUCCAACAAAUGGUAGACUCGGAUGUUUUGGCCGAAAAGCAGCGCAUCGAUGGUCUGGUGGGCGCCCAGAGUGUGACCAGUGAUGCGAUUGUUGUGCAAAAUCUGUGCAAAACAUUCAAAGCAUUUCCAGCCGUCGAUAACCUCUCGUUUGGUGUCCAUAAGGAGGAGUGUUUCGGACUGUUGGGAGUGAACGGCGCCGGAAAGACCACAACCUUUCGUAUGCUUACGGGCGACGAGAGUCUGACGGGAGGCCAGGCCUGGAUCGGCUACUUAUCUCUCAGACAGGACUUACAACACUUUCAACGAGAGGUCGGCUAUUGUCCACAGUUUGACGCUUUGCUCAACAAAAUGACGGGAAUUGAGACGUUGUUUAUGUUUUGCCGGUUAAGGGGUAUGACUGAGGAUAUGAUACCCACUUAUGAGGAGUGUUUCGGACUGUUGGGAGUGAACGGCGCCGGAAAGACCACAACCUUUCGUAUGCUUACGGGCGACGAGAGUCUGACGGGAGGCCAGGCCUGGAUCGGCCGGUUGUCACUCCGGCACGACUUACAACACUUUCAACGAGAGGUCGGCUAUUGUCCACAGUUUGACGCUUUGCUCAACAAAAUGACGGGAAUUGAGACGUUGUUUAUGUUUUGCCGGUUAAGGGGUAUGACUGAGGAUAUGAUACCCACGUAUGUGAAGGAUCUGACAGCUAUGGUAGACCUGACCCCUCACGUCCAUAAAUGCACCGAAACCUAUAGCGGCGGUAAUCGACGCAAACUAUCGCUGGCUAUAGCCCUGUGCGCCGCACCGGCCGUCAUAUUCUUAGGUAGAGUUACCACAAAUGAGCCGACCUCUGGUGUUGACCCAUCGGCCAGACGUAAGAUAUGGUCAACUCACCGUAGUGAAGUCGCGUAUAUACCGAGCCGUAAGCAUGACUGCAGUGUGAGCUACCUUCUCACGCUUCGGGACACGCGAGCCCACCGGUUUAUGGUCAACGGACAGCUCCAGUGCUUGGGAUCUGUUCAACACCUCAGACACAAGUUUGGACAGGGAUUCACUAUUUUGGCUAAACUCCGGAGGGAUAUGACUGAAGAUCCCUCUUAUAUGGCAUCCAUCGAGCAGUUUGUGCGCCAAGAGAUGCCGUCGGCUGUCCUGAAGGACGUCCAUCAAUGUCUACAAGUAAUAGUGUAUUGUCUAGGUGUCUACAACACCAGCUUCUACAAACGUGAGUACCUUCUGUACUUUGUGGCGAAGAGAGAGCUCCUGAUGUGGUAUUCACUGUGGUGA
Molecule: messenger RNA, 5496 nt
Organism: Medioppia subpectinata
Lineage: Eukaryota; Metazoa; Arthropoda; Arachnida; Sarcoptiformes; Oppiidae
Source: the annotation of a GenBank genome assembly